GAAUCGUCGUAUACGCGUAGGCCCUGUAAUAAUACGAACAACUAACUGUACUGUCAGCAUCGUCUGCGGCUCCAGCGACCAAGCUCCACUUCGCCUUCGCCGCUUCGAUCACUGUUUUAGUGUUGGCGUUAGGUUUGUAGAUACAGGUAGUAACUCAACUGCCUCGCGCGGGCAUGGGCAAUGCAGAUUCAUUGACAUUGUAGCCCCUGGGUGCACAGGGCACGCAGAUAGCAGGAGCAAUUAUUUAUUUUGUUGUGGCGUGCGCGGAGAUUCCUGUUGGAAGUCCGCCUGUCGCUGGCGGAGACUUCGAGGAGAGCUGUGGACGCAAGUCGAUAUCAUUGGCACCCGUCGUGCGAUCAAAUAGAGUUGGGAGUUCACUACAGGCGCUCGUUGGCUCGAGCUGCGGAGUUCAACUAGCCCACACCUAGCAUCACCGCUCUGAGGUAACGACAAAGGGAGCAGCCGCCAUGGUCAAGCAAUUCGUAUCGCCAGUUCGGGUCUACAAGUACCCAUUCGAAUUGAUUGCAGUGGCGUACCAGACUCGCUUCCCGUAUAAUGCUCGCGUUCCCAUCAUGAUGAAGUCGGAGCUACUCGAGGAGAAGAAGAGCGAGGACGGCACCAAGGAGACGAAAGUCAGGCGGUGCACGCUGAAGAUAGACGCUCCUUACCUCAUGAGAAAGAUAUCGGGAAUCGAGAGUGCGAUAUUCAGGACGACGACAGAGUUGGACUGGGUGGCACGGCGCUUUAUCAUCACUAGCGUCAACGAGACCUUCUCCUCGCGGGGCAAGGUCAUUGAGACGUGUAUAUUCUCGGAACACUGUGAGAACAGUGACUGGACGUGCUAUGAACAAGACUGUAGCAUAGAAAUGAUCUCCGUCUGGGGCUUCGAGCAGCAAGCAGAGAAACUGGCUAUAGACCGCUACAUUGCACGACUACCAAAGACCAAGGAAGUCAUGGAGCUGUUCGUCGAGGACGUGUGGAAAGCCGGCCUGCACGUACCAGAACCCUACGUCGGACCGCAAGCAGCAGCAGCAGCAGUGGUUCCAGAUACCGCUCCAAGCACGCCGAGCAAGAGUGUAGCCAGCGGUGGCACGAAGAGUGCAAACAGCAGCGGCGGCGGUGGCGGUGGCUCGUCGCAUCACCGUCGCUCCGGUAGUAGCGGUUCACAUCACCGUCGCACGGCUAGUGGACAUGGCCUCGGUGACAUUGCAACAGAAGCACAGGCCACGUCGGCAGAGACCACCACUGUCAGCAGUGCGGGCAGUACUACAGCUGCAGUGUCAAUAGCUACCCGCUCACCGUCCGUAUCGGAUGUGCUGGCCACAGCGCCGGCGGGGCCGUGCGUUGCCAGUGUAUCGUCAUCCGAAGACCGCGCCCUGUAUGCCCUGCGGAGACGAGACAGCGCCGGAAUAGACUCUGACAAGCUUGAAGAAGAGUACAUCCAGAGGUUCUUGGGUGAACUCACACCCUAUCAGGAAAGCAAUCUGAUCCAGCUGAAGCAGAAACUGAGCACUCUCCUCAAGGACAAGAUCCCGAAUGAUGCUGUCCUGCUGAGGUUCUUACGUGCACGGGACUUCAACAUUGAGAAGGCAAUUGACAUGGUGACCCGUCACGUGACCUGGCGCAAGCAGUACCAAGUGGACAGACUGGUGGACACCUGGGAACCUAGUGAUAUAUUUGGCCAAUACUACGCCGGUGGCUGGCAUAACUUUGAUAAGCGAGGGCAUCCUGUUUAUCUGAUGAGGUUGGGUCAGGUGGACAUCAAGGGUCUGUUGAAAGCUGUCGGCGAAACUGACUUGCUGAAACAGGUGGUAGCUCAUGAAGAGGAUGGACUGAGAAGGUGUGAACGAGCCACGAGAAGCUCGGACAAGGCCAUCAGCACCGUUACUCUCAUCUGUGACCUGGAGGGGCUGAGUCUUCGACAUCUCUGGAGGCCUGGACUACGAGCUGCUGACCGCAUCAUCCAGAUUCUCCUCAACAACUACCCGGAGACCAUGGGACGGUUGCUGUUUGUACGGGCACCGCGUAUCUUCCCUGUUCUCUGGGCUAUUGUUAGUCAGUUCCUGGAUGAGGCCACAAGGGAGAAAUUUGUUUUCCUCGCCGGCAAUGACUACCAGAACAAGACGGGUGGUCUGGCGGACUACAUCGAACCGGAGAAUGUGCCAGAUUUCCUGGGUGGACCGUGCAAGUGUAUGGUUCCGUCCGGAGGUCUGGUUCCCAAGGAGCUGCAGAUCCGUGGAGACGAUGAGUUCCUGGACACGGAGGCUGCCGACUGUGCCCUGGACACUGCGUAUCAGACUGCAACCGUCACCAAGGAUAGACCAUGCGAGGUGAUACUGCCCGUUGAUUGUGACAGUGUGCUGUUCUGGGAUUUUGACAUUUCACGCGGCAAGGUCUACUUCUCCGUGUUGCGUGUCAACAGUAUUGGUGACUCAGAUCGACCACCGGCGGAGAACUCCGCAUCCACAUCAACCUCCACGACAGCAUCAACAUCCGCAGCAUCCAAAGCAUCCACAGCACCAUCCACAGCAGCACCCCCAGCAGUGUCAGCAGUGUCAGUAGGUCACAGUGUCAGCACUCUGAACACUCUCAACACGCACAGUUUCAGUGAGACGGGUUCGUAUGACAGUCGACAGGAGCUGAGUGAGGCACUGCACGUGGUCGGACCAACGCUCUAUCACGACAACGACUCCGUACAGGGAACAUACACCGUGAAUCGGUCCGGCAUCUACCUGCUGCGCUGGGAGCUGUGUCCGCCGACUAGCACCACCGCUAGCAUUCUCUCAUCCAGCACUGGAGGCGGUGGUGGUGGAGCGGCGGUGGCGGCAGGAGGAAUGGCGCCCGGUUCGCACGCAGUCAGCGUGACCACAAACACACCCAUGGCCGCCGCUGGAGGUGCAGCUGCCACGGGGCCGUCUUCGUCGCUACUGUCCGAGAGGUUCUGGAAAAAAGCCAAUCUCAUGUACUAUCUGGAAGUGCUACAGCCUGACAGAUUCAAGGGUUCUGUGUCUAGCUUGGAGUCCUGGCAGAGUGCUGUGUCGACGCUAAGCAAAGACUCGGCACUCACCGACGGUGACGCUGACUCCCUGGCCGUGCACAUUCCUCCGCUCACCGCCGCUCUACAACAACAGCAACCCGUCCGGCUCGGCAGCUCACCGGGGUCGGCAGCUGCUGCUUCUGCUGCCUUGGGACCCAGCGGUACGUUCAUCAGCCACACACGAUCACCAUCCGCAACGGCGUCUCUGUCUUCGGCCAACUCCAACAGCGCUGGUCAACAGAAUGUGAAGCCCAGCAGCACGCCAGUGGUGAGAAAGCGGCAACUGUGGACUGACGUUUAGCUGUGGCCGUAGACUGACGUCUAACUGCCGCUGUGUUUUCAAAGAUCCUUGAGUACCGACCCGACCUAUCUAUUGAUCAUCAGCCAUACCUGUUUGCCAUGCAAGUAGAUCUACUAAUUAGGAACUUAGCUUGCACACCACGCUAUACGUGUGCCUGCAAGAUGUUCAUCAUCAGUAUGCAUGUUUGAGAAUAACCUUGUGAUAACCUUGCUAACAGUUAUGUCGCUGUGCCAAUGUCACCGGCACAGUCACAGUCCACAUGCGCAACACUGAGUACUAAGUGUGCAAUGAACAUUAGCCGUUACUACUGAGUCUGUGCAGCAGCCACCUGAACCUACGUGUAUUUACAUAGUCCGCAGUGGGUCUGUCCUAACUACGACGCUGGCUCUGUAAUUCGUGCCUAUCGCCCGCCUGUCUUACGUGUGCGCAGUGUCCGUAGACCACACAUACCAGUAGGUGUGUGUGUGUAGUACCCUCUAGUGUAGCUGUGACUAGUCUGGAUUCUCAGUGGACUGCUGGUCUGGAUUCUCAGUGGACUGCUGGUCGGGCACACAACGAACUGCUGUCCAACUGAACUAUACCAAUCUCUACAUGGUAUUGGUUAACAGCAUGUAACAAAGUGGAGGACACCGUGUUCGGAAACAGUGACCUUUCUACAACCAUCCACGGUUGGUAGAGCCCCGGUCGGUUGCGACCAUCUCUACCGACCGUGGAUGGUUGUAGAAAAGGUCACUGUUUCCGAACACGGUGUCCUCCACCUUGUAACAUGCUGUCAAACCAACAACAUGUUUUCACCGAAACCAGGUUUAUCUAAUGCCAGCCUCUACAUGUAUGUAAGUAGCUCUACUUCUCUCGUUAUCAUCAGCGCCAUUCUUUAGUACACACAAGUUCUCAAUCACUUGCUACUUUUCCGCUCUCUCUCUCUUUUUUUCCUUUUUUUUUUGCGGUUAUGGCAGCUGUUAUGGCAGCUGGAAGGACUGCCUUUCAGCACAAGUAGUUCCCCGCUGUGUGGGGGGUGUCUCGUUUUGAAAUCAAUGGCCCGCAAAUUCGCGCGCUGGUUCCCGUCGAUAAUGCCCUUGCCUAAGUUAUUGCAUUAGCCUGUACCUCAGAAUGUUAGUCGUUUUGUUUCACAAUUGUGUUUUUAAAUUGUCAUCGAGAAUAGCAUCUCGCGUUUUUUUUUGGAUUCCCGCAACUGGUAGCUGGCUAACUUAUUGUUUCAGAUAAUAUAAUUUCAAACAUCAAAACGUCUAUGGUCACUCUGAUGUUUUUCGGUCUAUUGUCCCAAUGUGCAGAAUGCUGCAGAUGUCAUUGUGCAGAUUGCUAGUAGUGGAGUGAUGCUCCUUACGGUG
Sycon ciliatum is the source of this 4687-nucleotide messenger RNA. RefSeq names its product SEC14-like protein 5. Gene Ontology annotation, cellular component: cytoplasm. Lineage: Eukaryota; Metazoa; Porifera; Calcarea; Leucosolenida; Sycettidae. The coding region runs from base 468 to 3338 and encodes 956 amino acids. The transcript has 18 exons. The record is from RefSeq and is a predicted model, not a curated record.